AUGUCACCCCGAGGCCGGCCCGGGCCUCCCUUGAGCAAUGCCUCUCCUGCCCCUUUCCCCCUGCAGUUCGUGGCCUUCUGCUCCAAGCACACCGAGGACCACCCCGAGGUCAUCUCCUACCUGUCCGGCCGCCACCAGAAGACCAGUCCGGAGUACCUGGCCUCGGUGGAGUUCCACAACGUCCUGAGCCGCUGCCUGACGCGGGUGCAAGCCAGGAGAAACAAAGUCUACGUUUACAUUAACGAACUCUGCACCACUUUCCGUGCCCAUUCGCAGAGGAAAAGGGCUGUGGCCCCCGGCCCCACAGACGCCCAGGAUGCCCCGGCUGCCCCUGCCCCCCAGACGCCCUCCGAGCCCGCCAAGCCCUGCGUGGGCAACAAGCGGCAGAUCCGCUACCUGGAGAACCUGCUGCGGGUUUACGCCACCGAGAUCCAACGGCUGCAGGAGCAGGAGCUGGACUUGGAGGAGCUGGAUAACCAGGAUUCGGCCUACCUGCAGGAAAGCCGGCUCAAGCGCCGGCUGAUGCACGUCUUCAAGCGCCUCUGCCAGCUGAAGGACUGCAACAGCCUGACCGGCCGCGUCAUAGAGCAGCGCAUCCCCUACCGCGGGACCCGCUACCCAGAGGUCAACCGGCGCAUCGAGCGGCUGAUCAACCAGCCGGAGGCCUUCCCGGACUUUGCCGACAUCCUCAAGGUGGUGCAAAAGGCCAACGACCGUCACAACCUGGGGCUGCCCAAGCGCCAGAUGGAGGUCAUGGCACGCGACGCCUUCCGUGACGUGGGCGCCCGGCUGCAAGAGCGGCGACGCCUCGACCUGGUGUACAACUUUGGCAGCCAUCUCACCGAUCAGUAUCGGCCUAAUACUGACCCAGCCCUGGCGGAUGUGGAGUUAGCCCGGCACCUGCAGCGCAACCAGGCGCUGGGUGUGCAGCGCCUGGAGGAGGUGAUCGCUCAGUUCGCUCAGCUGCAGGACAAGAGCGAGGAGCAGCAGCAGCAGCAGGGGGGCAGAGGGACCCAGUCCAGCAGAGCCGCGGAGGGGGAGCCGGCCUCCCCGAAGGAGUCCGUCUUGGGCACAGCCGCCAGAGAGGACAGCGGCGCAGGCCCCAAGGAGAGCAGUAAGACGGGGGCACCGUGGGAAGAAGAGGAGGAGGAAGAAGAGGAGGAGGAGGAGGAGGAAGAAGAAGAGGAAGACUCGGACUCGGAGUCCGACCUAGAGGCCGAGCUGGCCCACUGCCUGGAUGGUGGAGAGGAGGAAGAGGAGGAAGAGGAGGAGGCAGCGCCAGGUAGCCUGGGUGGCACAAUUCGGCCUNAGAGGACAGGAACGCGAUUGGCCGCCUGGCUGGGCGGGACGAGCGCGCCGGCGGCCGCCCAUUGGCUCGGCCGCGCUUGUCCCGACGGGAGCUGGUUCGAAUCCUUCAGACGUUGCCGGGGCGGGGUGAGCGGCGAGCGGCGUCCUCGGUGCCUCUGA
This is a messenger RNA of Thamnophis sirtalis, 1467 nucleotides long. NCBI's taxonomy places the organism in Eukaryota, Metazoa, Chordata, Lepidosauria, Squamata, Natricidae. The record is from RefSeq and is a predicted model, not a curated record.